AUGUCGACCACCAGCACGGAGAAGGCCAAGCACCCGACGACCGAGCACGAAGACGCGGGUGGGAGCGCGCACCCGCAGCGCUGGUCGUCGUACAUGCUCGAGAUCUACGCCGGCAUGAAGCCGCCCGCGCCGCUGCCCACCCUCGACUUUGGCAAGAUGGAGCAGAUGGCGAGGGAGAAGAUGAAGGACCAGAUCGGUGCGUACGAUCCUCUUACCCCCGUCGUCGAAAGCCCCAAGGCGGGGGAGCUCACGAUCCCUGGACCACGGGGUGCAGAGGCGUACAUGUACACGUUCGGCUCGGCGGGCACGUCCUCGACCGAGCGCGCGAACCGGAAGGCGUUCGAGACCUGGCGCAUCGUGCCGCGCAUGCUCCGGGACGCGACCGUGCGCAACAUCGAGACCACGAUCUUCGGCGUCAAGCACCCCUCGCCGCUGUUCAUCGCCCCGAUCGGUGUACAGGGCAUGGUCCACCCCGACGGCGAGCUCGCGACCGCCCGCGCCGCGCAGGCCCUCGGCGUGCCGUUCAUCAUGUCCAGCGCCUCGACGCGCUCGAUCGAGAACGUCGCCGAGGCAAACGGGUCCGGACACAGGUGGUACCAGCUCUACUGGCCCAAGUCGGACGACAUCACGCUCUCGAUCCUCUCCCGCGCCAAACGCGCCGGCUACUCCGCGCUCGUCAUCACGCUCGACACCAUGAUCCUCGGCUGGCGCCCGCACGACCUCGACAAGUCCUUCAUCCCCUUCAUGUACGGCGUCGGCAUCCAGGUCGGCACCUCCGACCCCGUCUUCAUGGCCCGGCACGACCUCCCGCCCGUCCACGAGACGCCCUCCUGGCCGUACGACCAACCCGCCAUCGCCUCCGCCGCGCUCGCCGGCGACCCCGCCGCCCGCCGCGCGAUGCAGCUCGGCAAAGAGUGGCUCGGCGAGGCCAACUCGGGCCGGUUCCGGAGCUGGGACGAGCUCAAGCUCGUCAGGGACCACUGGGCGGGCCCGAUCGUGCUGAAGGGGAUCCAGAGCGUGCGCGACGCGGAGAAGGCCGCCGAGGUCGGGUGCGACGGGAUCGUGGUGUCGAACCACGGCGGGAGGCAGGUCGACGGCGCGCUGCCGUCGCUGUACGCGCUCGACCGCAUAUGCCGCUCGGAGAAGAUCCGGGCGGCGAAGGAGAACGGGUUCACGGUGCUGUUCGAUUCGGGGAUACGCACCGGGAGCGACGUGAUCAAGGCGAUCGCGCUCGGCGCGCAGGGCAUCUUACUCGGACGCCCGUUCAUGUACGGCCUGAUGCUCGCCGGUCAGGCAGGCGUCGAGCAGGUCGUAAGGAACAUCCUCGCCGAUACCGAGAUCACCCUCGGGCUCAUCGGAUACAGCUCCAUCGCCGACAUCUACGACAAACGGGAGGAGAUCGUCGAGAAGCUCGAUGGCUUCUGA
This is a messenger RNA of Punctularia strigosozonata HHB-11173 SS5, 1425 nucleotides long. RefSeq names its product oxidoreductase. The coding region runs from base 1 to 1425 and encodes 474 amino acids. Lineage: Eukaryota; Fungi; Basidiomycota; Agaricomycetes; Corticiales; Punctulariaceae. The transcript has 4 exons. The record is from RefSeq and is a predicted model, not a curated record. Gene Ontology annotation, molecular function: oxidoreductase activity.